UUGAUGCCAGCACCACUUUUGUUUCUUUCGCUCACGGAGUAAUUUCGGAUGUUCAAAAGCAUCCACUAAACUAAUAAUAAAAAACGUAAUAAUGCGAGAUUAAUAACCAUGAGUGAACUACAGCAAGAGGAGAAUAUCGCAGAUGCGAAAAAACCUAACGAAGUCAUCGUCUUGGACGAUGACGAAAUGGAUGUUGAUAACGCCGAGAAAACAAAAAGAAACUGCAUCAAUUACUACUGCAAGAGUGGUUUUGAUCCAGUAGAACCACCAGCAUACUGUCUAACUUACUAUCAAAUCAAAGGCAAAGCGAAAGGGCAAAAAGUUUGUCAAGCAUGCUAUGAUAUUGCAACAAACCACUUCUUUGAUAUCAGUAAAGCCAUAGAACAGGGCAAAAGUUUACUUACACUAGACUAUCCUGACUUCUGUGAGGUGGUUGCAUUGGAUUCAGAUGAAGAAGAAGGCUAUGAGGAUAAAAACUUAGAUGAGAAAGCAAUCAGCUACUUGGAAGAACACUUUGCUGAAGUAAUGGAAGAGAGUAUGAUCAAAUAUGAUGUGGAGAACACCAUGAAGAGAACAUUGGAUGAAAUAAAGACAAAAGUCAAAGAGUCCAAUGAAUCCACAGUACAAUUACAAAAUGACAUUAAAGAUGUCCGCAAACAAUUUGAUCAAAUCCUCUACAGUUUAACAAACGCAAUGCGCCCGCACCAAAGCGAGUUAAGCGAACUCAUACUAGAUAUUCCCCAAAUGGAAACCGAAGAAACUGAAGAUGAUGUGGAAACAGUCAAUGUACAAACCAUUCACCCACCGAUUGACCUUCCAAUGCGCGGCACCGCCGUUAAACCACCGCUUAUCAUCGGUGAAUUUUACUAUAGUCGACGGACUGAUCUCACCUCCUGGAUGAAGGUACGUCUUGAGAAUAUCAUCCCGCCUGGUUCGAAAAUCAACGAUAUUCACAUACGCACUUACAUGUAUCAAGUCGUGCGUGAUUUGGGUUCGCGUGAACAGCGUCGUUUCGUCGAGGGUAGAAACAUCGCAUAUUCCGAAACGCUGCCUAUAUUAUUAGAAAUAGGCACCAGGGUAAUAGCACUUUUUGACGAAAGUAACUCUGUGCCGCACAGUAAUCGCCUAAAAGUGUAUUACCCGGGUAUUGUGGGUGAAUUCCCAUGCGCGUUUAAUAAGUAUAGAUAUUUAAUCUUUUUCGAUGAUGGUUACGCGUUAUACGUGCAUCAUCGUGAGGUAUUCAUGAUUUAUGAAUCUUCUAAAGACGUCUGGGAGGAUGUGUAUCAGGAAUCUCGUCCGUUUAUUAAGAAAUACCUGACUGAGUAUCCAAAUCGGUCGAUGGUGAAAUUUUUGAAGUAUCAAAAGGUCCGCACGGAAUAUAAGGGUAAAUGGUUUGAGACUACAGUCAAAGAAGUUGAUUGUUCAUUGGUGCAGAUGUAUUUUUCGAGUUUAAAACGCACAGAAUGGAUUUAUCGCGGGUCGAGACGAUUGAAAACCAUGUAUCAAGAAGAACAAGCGGCUAAUAAUCGUCAGAACUUGAAACAUAAAUAUCCAAGAGCAAGAAAUCGACUUUCUAAUUUGACAGGAGCGCCGUAUGUCGAAUACAGUUCGGUGUGCGAUGACAAUGAUGUGGUCUUCAUCUCACAGGAACCCGUUGGGAAGCCAGGCAGCCGUGCGGUGGCAAAGAAAAGCACUAGGCCUUCGAGUUCGAGUACUGGUCAUGCGCACUCGCGUCCGCCGGUACAACACGAGCGGCCACCACCGGGGAAAAUCGUUUAUUACACUCCACGCAAACCGUACUCGUUUUAUUUGUAUGAACCGCACAACUGUAAAGCGGCGUGUCUUAAACAAAUCACGCCGUUGAAUCGGUUGAAAGGAUAUGGACCAUUGGCGAAACCAUUGCUUUGUGGUUUUUAUCGCAUGCUUUAUAAAGCGAAACAUCGGCGGCCUUUCAUUUUGUAUAAAACACCCUGUGGACGAACUACAAGAAACAUGGAGGAGUUACAUAAAUAUUUACGAAUUACAAAUAGUGAAUUGACUGUGGAUCUUUUCGAUUUUGAUCCUGCGGUGAGAUGUCUAGCUGAAUUUAUCCUCGAACCGGAUGCCUGCCUUAAUAAAGAUCUCUCCGAAGGUUUGGAACAAGUACAACUUCCGGUUGUCAAUUAUGUCGAUAAUAAAGUUUGCGACUUUGUCAACUAUUCCACUCAAAGAACACCGUCAGAAGGUGUAAACUUAAAUUUGGAUCCGGAAUUUUUAACCUGCUGUGAUUGUACGGACGAUUGUUGGGACAAGUCAAAAUGUGCGUGCUGGAAACUCACGCAAGAGGGCGCGAAAUUCUUACACAAGGCACCAGAAGAUGUGGGAUACGUUUAUCGGCGAUUAUUAAAUCCAUUAUUGACGGGCAUCUAUGAGUGUAACUCACGGUGUCGAUGCAGAAAGACCUGUCUUAAUAGAGUAGUGCAAAAUCCACUCCAGCAUAAGUUGCAGGUGUUCUUGACAAGUAAUAAUCGUGGAUGGGGCAUACGAUGUCUUAAUGACAUUCCACGAGGUUCUUUUAUUUGUAUUUACGCUGGAUGUUUACUUACUGACCAAAUGGCCAAUGAAGGUGGGCAAACUUGUGGAGAUGAAUAUUACGCUGAAUUAGAUUUUAUUGAAAUCGUCGAAAUGGCGAAGGACGAUUAUGAAGCGGACGCAUAUGAAAGUGACGAAGGUGGUGAAGAAAAAACACCACAGGUAACAGAGACGAAAAAGACUGCAAAGAAAACUGAAGAAAAAUCAGAACAAAAUAACACGACUGUACCUGAAUCAACUACACCUGCUACAACCCCCGGCGCAGGCGCAGAACAACCUGCGUCAUCGGUGCACGAAGAAGGUUCAAUUCGAAGCAGACUGCGCAAGCGCGAUGUCGAAAUAAAUUACAAAAAACUCGGCGAGGAUUCGUUCAACAACAGUGAUGAAGAGGCAGACGAACAGCCUACAACACGCGAACCCGGUGGAUUUAACCCAGACGGCGACAUGCAGGCGCCCACCUCAAAAUAUCCAUCAGUACGCACACUUUUUGGAAAAGACGAGAAUGUAUACAUUAUGGAUGCGAAAUCUACCGGCAACCUAGGACGAUUUUUAAACCAUUCAUGUUCGCCUAAUGUCUUCGUACAAAACGUGUUUGUCGACACGCAUGACCUUCGCUUCCCCUGGGUGUCAUUCUUCGCGAUGCAGUUUAUACGCGCAGGAACAGAAUUAACGUGGAACUAUAACUACGAUGUGGGCAGCGUGGAAGACAAAGUGUUGUACUGCAACUGCGGCAGUUCCGAAUGUAAAGGUCGCCUGCUUUAACGCUAGGAAUCUCUUAACGAGUCACAAAUAAGUGUACGAUAUUUGCUUUUAAAUUAUAAACCGAUCGUGUAAGUA
Dalotia coriaria is the source of this 3408-nucleotide messenger RNA. RefSeq names its product SET domain bifurcated histone lysine methyltransferase eggless (gene egg). The record is from RefSeq and is a predicted model, not a curated record. Gene Ontology annotation, biological process: heterochromatin organization; negative regulation of gene expression. The transcript has 6 exons. Lineage: Eukaryota; Metazoa; Arthropoda; Insecta; Coleoptera; Staphylinidae. Gene Ontology annotation, cellular component: nucleus. Gene Ontology annotation, molecular function: histone H3K9 methyltransferase activity; DNA binding; zinc ion binding. Bases 109 to 3333 code for a protein of 1074 amino acids.